ACAUAUUCGAGCUCAUACCUUCUCCUUCAUCUUCUUCGCGGUGUCCAAACUCAGCUCCUGAAGUCGUGCUCUGCUCUCAGUCGUCGGCUCUUCGCGUAGCUCUCCUUCAGACUUUACGCGAGUGCUCGUGGUCCUUAUCCAGUCGUCCUGCUCGUGCUCAGCCGCAGAGGAGGUGAAUUUAUUGCUGUCUACUCCUUAAUUUUAUCAAUCUGAACCAAGCCCUCGUUUCUUUCUUUGUCAAACAUGAUUAAUUAUAAGGAAUAUGGAAUGAACUUCCAGAUUGUUAUAGCUUGAGAGAGGUCAGUCAAGAAAAUUAAGGUCAUCUGCCACAUUCACCAUCAUGUCAUUGUUGUGCUUAAGUUCGCCAUCAACAAGCUGAGCCAGUUGAGAAGACCAAAGUUGAUCGAGCCAAAUUGAAAGGCCCUGGGCACUGUGGAUGGAGAUAAUGUCUAUUCCAUUCUCCAUCUUCAUCUUAUUUGAAUAUAUCUUUUUCUGAAACUCUGAAUGAUGCCAUGCUGUUUUACUUGGUAAGUAUUAAUGGUUUUUUAUAAGAUUCUAUCCCCUCCCCUAACUUUUGAGUUCUCAGGUUUUCUAUGAUGUUGUGCCUCUUUACUUUGUCAAUGCUAGUGCCAUUUCCUGUGAUGAAUUUUUUGUUCCAAAUAAUUUUGAGGUCGAGUGUUGUUUACUAUUUUUCAUUCAGAAUUUGAGCAGCAUGUGGAAGCUGGAACCUUGUGGAUACAUAUCCAAGAAGAAACACGUAACCUCAAUACUUUAAGAGUUAUGAGAAUUUCUUGCCAGUCAUCCACGUUAGUCUUCAUAUGUUAGUGCAGAGGAUCCUGAUACAUGUUCAUAUUAGAAAUUGAUUGUUACGAAACCCUUUAUUGAACAAAAUUAUGCCAAAACCUGUUGAUUUUCAGAUUUCGUAUCAAAUUAUUGCUGAAUUUUACUUGCAUAUUCACUACUAUGAACGUCCGUGCACUGGCCAAUCAUUAUGCAGCCCAACUCAGUCUAUGCUACUCCCUCAGUCCCAUCAACAGUACCUGGGCUCGAGCUAUCCAUGCUCACAUGAUAACUUCCGGGUUCAAGCCACGGGGUCACAUACUCAACCGCCUAAUAGACAUAUAUUGUAAAUCAACCAAGAUUGGCUAUGCCCGUAAACUGUUCAACAGAAUUCCCAACCCAGAUAUUGUUGCAAGAACCACAUUCAUUGCAACAUAUUCUGCUAUGGGUAAUCUAAAGCUGGCUGAGGAAAUAUUUAAUAAAACCCCAUUGCUUAUGCGAGACACAGUUAGUUACAAUGCCAUGAUUACAGCCUACUCUCAUCAUGAUGAUGGUCAUGCUGCUGUUGAUCUCUUUCGAGAAAUGAAACAAGAAGGGUUUAGUCCUGACAAUUUUACUUUCUCCAGUGUGCUCAGUGCAUUGGCACUUGUAGCUGAUGAUGAAAAACAGUGCCAACAGCUGCAUUGUGAAGUAAUUAAGUUGGGAUUAGGGACAGUGACGUCAGUACUAAAUGCAUUAAUAUGUGCUUAUGUUCACUGUGCAUCUGCACCCAAAGUAUCUUCCUCAUUGUUGAUGGCUGCUGCUAGAAAGUUGUUUGAUGAGAUGCCUCAGAAGGAUGAAACAUCAUGGACAAUAAUGAUUACUGGGUAUGUCAGAAAUGAUGAUCUCAGUGCAGCUCAUGAAUUACUUGAUGGGAUGACAGAAAACAUAGAGGUUGCCUGGAAUGCGAUGAUUUCUGGUUAUGUGCAUCAUGCAUAUUAUGAGGCAGCAUUUGACUUGUUCAGAAAAAUGCAUUCUAGGGGAAUUCUAAAAGAUGCCUAUACCUACACAAGUUUGAUUAGUGCUUCUUCUAAUGCUGGUUUGUUUGAAUAUGGAAAACAGCUGCAUGCUUAUAUUCUGAGAACAGAGGUGCAACCUUCAAAGGACUUUUUGUUGUCCGUGAAUAAUGCCUUAGUUACAUUAUAUAGUACAUUUGGUAAACUAGUCGAGGCAAGACAUAUUUUUGAUAAAAUGCCCCUUAAAGAUAUUGUUUCAUGGAAUUCAAUUCUGUCAGGGUAUGCUAAUGUUGGGUGCCUUGAGGAAGCUAAAUCCAUAUUUAAAGACAUGCUUGAGAAAAAUCUCCUAACAUGGACUGUGAUGAUAUCAGGCUUAGGACAAAAUGGUUUUGGAGAAGAGGGAUUGCAGUUACUCAGCCAAAUGAAAUUGGAGGGACUUGAACCAUGUGAUUAUGCAUAUGCUGGAGCAAUUAAAUCUUGUGCUGUUCUAGGAUCACUAGAGAAUGGAAGGCAGCUUCAUUCUCAGGUCAUCCAAUUGGGCCAUCAUUCAAGCCUUUCAGUUGGCAACGCACUAAUUACUAUGUAUGCAAGAUGUGGUGUCGUUGAAUCUGCUUAUUCCAUGUUCCUCACAAUGCCUUAUGUGGAUCCAGUGUCCUGGAAUGCCAUGAUUGCAGCUCUUGCACAACAUGGACAUGGUGUCCAAGCUAUACAACUUUAUGAGGAGAUGUUGAAGGAAGAUAUAUUACCUGAUAGAAUAACUUUUCUCACAGUUCUUUCUGCUUGUAGUCAUGCAGGCUUGGUUAGAGAAGGACGUCAUUAUUUUGACACAAUGGGUGGUUAUGGUAUAACCCCAGGGGAAGAUCAUUAUGCUCGUAUGAUUGAUUUGUUAUGCCGUGCUGGUAUGUUCUCUGAAGCAAAGAGUCUAAUCAAGACAAUGCCUUUUAAGUCAGGUGCGCCAAUUUGGGAAGCUAUUCUUGCUGGUUGUCGCAUUCAUGGGAACAUAGAUUUAGGCAUUGAAGCUGCCAAACAACUCUUUGAGCUAAUGCCUCAGCAUGAUGGGACCUAUAUACUCCUUUCCAAUAUGUAUGCUACUUUAGGCCAAUGGGAAGACGUAGCCAAAGUGCGAAAACUAAUGAGGGAACGAGGUGUUAAGAAGGAACCUGGUUGUAGUUGGAUUGAAGUUGAAAACAAGGUCCAUGUCUUCUUAGUUGAUGAUACUGUGCACCCUGAGGUUCAAGCAGUGUACAUAUAUCUAGAACAAUUGGUAUUUGAAAUGAGGAAAUUGGGGUACAUCCCUGAUACAAAGUUUAUAUUACAUGAUAUGGAAUCUGAGUACAAGGAACAUGCCUUGUCUACCCACAGUGAAAAGCUUGCUGUUGUUUUUGGAAUUAUGAAGCUUCCUAAAGCAGCUACAAUAAGAGUGUUUAAAAACCUGAGGAUUUGUGGGGAUUGCCAUAAUGCAUUCAAGUUCAUUUCCAAAGUGGUGGAACGUGAGAUAGUUGUGAGAGAUGGGAAGAGGUUUCACCAUUUUAGACAUGGUGAAUGUUCUUGUGGUGACUAUUGGUAGGCAGAGGUUUUGUUACUUGAUUAUCUAUCAAGGGAUGUCAAUAUCAAAAGUUGUAAAUGGAUUUGAAGUAUAUGAAGUGGAGUAUUAGCGAAUCUGAGAUCCAAAAUUGAGACUGGCAGUGGCUUCAAAAUGAUCUAUAAAAGAUUGAUUCAUUGUAGUAGGAAAAUUUAUUUUAUUCCUUCUUCUUUUUUUGGCAUUCAUUUUGCUAAUUCUUUCUUUUCACUAUUCUUCUGUAUGACAUUUUUUUCUUUCAUUUAUGUUCUUACUUUUGUUUUCCUAA
Molecule: messenger RNA, 3622 nt
Organism: Prosopis cineraria
Lineage: Eukaryota; Viridiplantae; Streptophyta; Magnoliopsida; Fabales; Fabaceae
Product: pentatricopeptide repeat-containing protein At1g25360-like
Exons: 3
Coding region: 964-3342 (792 amino acids)
Biological process (GO): RNA modification
Molecular function (GO): RNA binding; protein binding; zinc ion binding
Source: RefSeq, a predicted model, not a curated record